AUGUUUGAAAGCCUCACCUCUCGUCGCCCUCUCAAAGCGAACCGCCACCAUGCAAACGUCCAGGCCGAAAAACCCUCUACGAGCUCCAGGGCACCGAAGAAGGAACCAGUUCCUACUUUGAAUCCGACAAGCUCAUAUAGCCCCCCUGUACGCCCGGAAUAUGCGGAUGUUGAAGCCAUGAAAUACUGGAAUCGUCUGUUCCCUAUCGCAAUGGACAUGUUCAUUUCGACUGCACCGUCGUCGAAACCACCAUCUCCGGAAUACAACAUUCGCGACAAACGGGAGUGGAAUAGCGUCUACCACGUGCUAGAAAAAGCGCGGUCUCAAUACCAGAGCAAGCGAGGCGCUGUGGGAAAGCUGAAUUCUCAUCUGCGAAAGGGGGCCGAUAACAUCGCCCCUGUAGCCAACGCCGUGAGAAUCGCCUCAAAACUUGCUCCGAAGGACGCGUUUGCGACGCCCAUUCUGGGGACCAUUACUCUACUGCUAGAUGCCGUCAAGAACUCUUCUAUUUGUCGCCAACAGGCUUUGGAGGGACUCAGUAACCUCACUGGCAUGUUUUCAGAUAUUGAACUGUAUCUUCAAUGUUUCCAAGGGGACGAGAAUAUCCAAGAUGCGUCAAUCAGUGUGACCGUGGCCGUCCUAGGUGCUGUUGAGCGGGGCAUUGCCUUCUUCAUGAGCGUCCAAACAACUCGGAUAUUGAAUUCGGGUGCAUUGGGGGACAGCUACGGUGCAAGCCUUGUAGAUGCUCUAAGCCUAAUAGAUCAGAAAUGUGAACUUCUAAUGCAGGAAGCCAACAAAUCGCAGAUAUAUAAAACCACUUUACUCACUCGGCAGUCAAUGGCAUUGAUUGACAAAAUACAGCAGAUGACUGAGCUCCUGGCUGAAAAAGAUCAGGAGCUCAAACGAAAGGAUGACGAGCUCCUAGCUGCGAAGCAACAGAUCUUUCUGCUUCAAUCAUCAAUGAACUCCAAGCAGCAUGGCUCCAUGGGCAGGUCUCAACCUGGGUAUCCGAGCAAUCAGCCCCUCAAGGUGGAGGUCAAGUCCCAAUCGCAGGCUCCACGAGUUGGCAGAAGGUACUGA
Molecule: messenger RNA, 1080 nt
Organism: Penicillium arizonense
Lineage: Eukaryota; Fungi; Ascomycota; Eurotiomycetes; Eurotiales; Aspergillaceae
Exons: 5
Coding region: 1-1080 (359 amino acids)
Source: RefSeq, a predicted model, not a curated record